AUGAAGUGGGGGUUCUCCGGCUGUGUGGCAGCAUUGCUCGCAGCCACAGUCUCAGGCUGGCCCUAUGAAGAAUCCUUGGUUGACUACAACUUGAACGUGAACAACGACACCACCAAUCCAGCCGAGUAUACAGCUCCGUCGUGGCCGGGCCACAAGUAUACACCUUCUCCGAAGAACUGGCGGUUCCCCUUCUACACACUCUUCAUUGACCGGUGGGUCAAUGGUGACCCCACGAACGAUAAUAUCAACGGCACCCUCUUCGAACAUGACUUGGAUUCAACUCAAAUGCGCCAUGGUGGUGAUGCGGUUGGACUGGUGGACACGCUGGACUAUCUACAAGGCUUGGGAAUCAAGGGCAUCUAUCUCGCCGGUACUAUAUUGAUGAAUCAGCCUUGGGGAUCGGACGGCUAUUCUGCUCUCGAUACUACACUCCUCGAUCAACAUUAUGGUACCAUUCAAACCUGGAGAAAUGCCAUCGAUGAGAUUCACAAGCGCGGGAUGUAUGUCCUCUUCGACAACACUAUCGCAACCUUGGGUGAUUUGAUCGGUUUCGAGAAUUACUUGAACGUGACGACUCCAUUCUCAGUCAAGGAACACAAGACUAUCUGGAAAUCCGAACGCCAGUAUGUGGACUUCCUCCCCGGAAACGACUAUAACGAUACUUGCGACUACCCUCGCUUCUGGAACGAAACCGGUUACCCCGUCGAUCAAAGCGUUCGUGAUGAGCUCGUUGGAUGUUAUAACAGUGAUUUCGAUCAAUACGGUGACAGGGAGGCUUUUGGUGUCUACCCUGAUUGGCAGCGUGAGCUGGCGAAGUUCGCGUCCGUUCAAGAUCGUCUCCGUGAAUGGCAUCCCAGUGUUAGAGAGCGGAUCAAGGUUCACUCCUGUAACAUCAUUAAGGCUCUGGAUAUUGACGGCUUCCGUUACGACAAGGCGACUCAGUCUACUGUGGAUGCUCUCGGAGAUAUAUCGAGCCAUUACCGAGAGUGUGCUCGCAGUGUUGGAAAGAACAAUUUCUUUCUACCUGGUGAGAUCACUGGUGGUAACAAUUUUGGCUCAAUCUAUCUGGGCCGAGGAAGACAACCGAACCAGUAUCCAAAAUCUGCUAUGGAUGCGAUGGCCAUGACGAACAAGUCCAGUCAGCAGUAUUUCCUGCGUGAGAAUGACCUCCAGGCUCUUGACGGUGCCGCUUUCCAUUAUUCAGUUUACCGCACCCUCACACGCUUCUUGGGUAUGAGCGGUAAUCUCGCGGCCGGUUACGACACUCCUCUCGACUGGGUCGACUCAUGGAACAUUAUGGUUCAGAGCAACGAUUUGAUCAAUGCUGAAACCGGCAAAUUCGACCCGAGGCACAUGUAUGGCACAACAAAUCAAGAUGUGUUUCGGUGGCCCGCAAUCCAGUACGGUGUGGAGCGGAACCUUUUAGGUCUCUUCAUUACAACUCUGCAAAUGCCAGGAAUCCCGCUGCUGCUUUGGGGAGAAGAGCAAGCCUUCUACAUCUUGGAUGCCACGGCAGAUAACUACGUUUAUGGACGGCAAGCCAUGUCACCUGCUACAGCCUGGAGAACUCACGGCUGUUGGGCUCUUGAUGCGACCCAGUAUUAUGACUGGCCCAUCGAACAGGGCCGACAGGGCUGCCACGACCCAAAGGUGGCGUAUGAUCACCGUGAUCCUUCCCACCCUGUUCACAACAUUAUCAAGCAUAUGUAUCAACUGCGACAAGAGUUCCCUAUCUUGAACGACGGCUACUCUCUGCAGACCCUCUCAAAGCAGACACGGGAUAUCGUUUACCCAGGAUCGAAUGGCACAGCUACCGAAACGGGAAUGUGGUCCAUUUUAAGAGACAGAGUAUCUAGUCUGCAGAAUCUAGGCGAUGAGGGUGGUAACAUGCCGGUUUGGCUUGUCUACCAGAAUGACAACAAGACUGUGGAGUACAAGUUCGAUUGCGGAAGCAAUGCCAGCGCCCUAAUCUCGCCAUUCACAACGAAGACAACCGUCAAGAACCUCUUCUACCCAUUCGACGAACACACCUUGAAGUCUGGACCCAAAGCACUUCACCUGAACGGCUCGAAGGAACUUAAUGGAUGCCUGGACAGCAUCACCUUGAAACCAUUCGAAUUCAGGGCUUAUGUCCCAAAGGCACAGUUUGUCGAUCCCCGCCCCAUGAUUACCAAGUUCAAUCCCGGGCACGAUGCUCCCUUGCUCUCCACAGUAGCCGCAGGUGAAUCCGAGGAUAUCAAUGUGAGCAUUGAGUUCUCUACAGCAAUGGACUGUGACGCUGUAACGAAGGCUAUUUCAUUCACCUCGCAGACCGAGUCUGGCAAAACACCAUCCAUCGACAAAGGUAGCGUUGAUUGCAAGACUAUGACCGCAAAUGACACCCAAUAUGUUGCUCAGCUGCCCAGCGCUUGGUCUUGGUCAGCGAAACUGACUGGGGUUUACAACGGUGUUCAUCGUUUGACUGUGAAGAAUGCUACCGGUUCUGGUAGCAAAUCCACUCAGUCCACAGAUCACUUUCUUUUCCGCGUUGGUCAGAGUGACAAUCCCAUCGUUUUUACCUCUGCCAAUUACACAACGGGUCUAGUGCACGGAAAUGAGAACGGAUCCCUCUACGUCCAACACAGGGCGGCGGGUGCUAACAAAUGGCGUUAUUCAACGAAUUGGGGCAGUUCCUUCUCCGCUUGGAUGAACUACACUGGAGGCAACACUACCAUUGACGAAUUGCCUUGGUCCGGAACGGACAAACAGAAGUGGCAAGGAAAGCAUGUGCGAGUCGAGUACUGGAGUCAGUUAACUGGCAGCAGUGACUACGUUCAGGAGGGUGACUAUGACUGGAAUGGUCCUGCGCGACGCUUCCCGCACCUUUUCUUCAACGGACCAUACAAUCAGUACGGAUACGAUGCAGGGCUGAAUAACGUUGCCAAGCAGGACAGUGAUGGUUUCUGGAACUUCCGAGUCAUCGCUGAGUAUCCAGCACAGGGUCAAUUCAACGUCUGGGGCAUGAACCCGGAUGGUAAACCUGACGAAAGCUUCGUGUUCGGUGACGUUGAUGGCGAUGGAGUCUUGGAUCGCAUGCCUCCGUCCUCUCUCAGCAAACUGUCUGUCAACAUCACAGAUAUUCCUCCGUCGCCUUACUUGGUCUGGAAUGUUAAGGUUGAUGAUGGCACUAUGAAGAUCAAUCUGGUGCCCACUGGAUCAAGAAUCGCUCAGAUGAUCAUCUACAUCAUUUUGUGGGUGGUCCCGCUUUUGACCGCGAUUGCUGUGGUUUAUGCCUUCAUGAAGUCCUUCUACCAAGUCAAGUUCAAUCAGGUCGGAGUGAUGGAGAAGAAGUCAUUCCUUGGCAUGAUCCUCGGCAAUAAGCGAGAUGGCCAGUCGUCGAAUCCUCUGAUUCGCUUUGCGAACAAGUCAGGAUUUCUGCAAAGUACAUCUGCGUUUGGUGCCGCUGCCUCGCGUACACGAACCACGCUGAUUGCGACCAUGGAGUACGAUAUCGAGGACUGGGGCAUCAAGAUCAAGAUUGGUGGUCUUGGUGUCAUGGCCCAGCUGAUGGGAAAGCACCUUGGACAGCAAAACUUGAUCUGGGUCGUGCCAUGUGUUGGUGGUGUCGAAUACCCGGUCGAUCAGCCAGCGGAUCCGAUGUUCGUGACGGUGCUUGGUAACUCGUACGAAGUCAAGGUUCAAUACCAUGUGAUCAAGAACAUUACAUAUGUUCUUCUUGACGCACCGGUAUUCCGCCAACAAUCGAAGGCGGAACCUUACCCUGCCCGUAUGGACGACCUGGACAGCGCAAUUUACUAUUCUGCUUGGAACCAGUGCAUAGCUGAAGCCAUCAAACGUUUCCGGAUUGAUCUAUACCACAUCAAUGACUAUCACGGCUCAAUUGCUCCACUCUAUCUUCUUCCACAAACAGUCCCGGUCUGCCUUUCGCUUCACAACGCUGAGUUCCAGGGACUUUGGCCUAUGCGUACUCAGAAAGAGAGAGACGAAGUCUGCUCAGUUUUCAACCUCGACAUUAAUACAGCACGCCGUUACGUUCAAUUCGGCGAGGUCUUCAAUAUGCUUCAUGCGGGCGCAAGCUAUCUUCGUGUUCACCAGCAGGGCUUUGGUGCUGUUGGUGUCUCCCGUAAAUACGGCAAGCGGUCAUAUGCUCGCUAUCCAAUCUUCUGGGGCUUGAAGAAGGUGGGAAAUCUACCAAAUCCUGAUCCUUCUGACACGGGUGAAUGGAACAAAGAGCUCCCCAAGGACAGUGAAAUCGAAGUUGAUCCUCUCUACGAGGCAAGCAGAGGCGAAUUGAAACGGCAAGCACAGGAAUGGGCAGGUCUAGACCAGAAUCCUAACGCAGAUCUUUUGGUCUUUGUUGGGCGAUGGUCUAUGCAAAAGGGAGUAGAUCUUAUCGCUGACGUGAUGCCUGCUGUCUUGGAAGCACGUCCGAAUGUUCAACUGAUCUGUGUUGGGCCAGUUAUUGAUCUCUAUGGUAAAUUCGCUGCGUUGAAGCUCGAUCAGAUGAUGAAGGUUUACCCUGGGAGAGUAUUCUCCAAGCCUGAGUUUACAGCACUUCCACCGUAUAUCUUCUCUGGAGCUGAGUUCGCGUUGAUCCCGUCUCGUGAUGAACCUUUUGGACUUGUUGCGGUGGAAUUCGGCCGCAAAGGAGCCCUUGGUAUUGGAGCUCGUGUGGGAGGUCUUGGCCAGAUGCCUGGUUGGUGGUAUAAUAUUGAAUCGACAACAACGUCUCAUCUGCUGCACCAAUUCAAGCUUGCAAUCGCGAGUGCAUUGAACUCGAAACCCCAAGUUCGGGCUAAGAUGCGCGCGCGGUCUGCGAAGCAACGGUUCCCUGUCGCACAGUGGGUGGAGGAUUUGGAAAUUCUCCAGUCGACUGCGAUGCGCAUUCAUAGCAAGGGCCUGACCAAGUCAAAUAGCCAGCCACUGACGCCUUCUGGAUACAACACCCCGAGUGGUCUGAUGACGCCUACCAUUGCCUCUUCCGGACACAUUACUCCCAGUGGAGUACAAACCCCUCCUCUUACGCACUCGCGCGAGGGAAGUUAUUCGAAUAUCAACCGUUUGAGCGCGUACGGACCACAGCAGCGAAACACAAUUGUGUACAGUCGCGACCCGAGCCCAGGCGCCAACGAAAAGCCCAAAUCAGGAUUAAGCAGAACGCUGUCGCUUGGUGUACGGUCCGGACCCGGUCACCUCGUUCGUCGUGGUCGCCGUCGUUUGAGGAGAAGCAUGGGCCAUGAAGACCCUGCCAACAAUUCGAACACCGAGGAGAGUAGUGAUGACGACUUCAUCCCCAGCUACUAUGGCGAGGAGGAGUACACACUCACUCCUGAACAAGCAGAGGAAGGACGCAGAACCGAUGCAACCCCUCAAUUGGACAUGCCUCGACAAACGCCGCCUAGGGAUUUUUUCAGUCGCAGACAGUCCAGUCAAAGCUCGCUUCCACCCAGGCCCAUGUUGACUACAACCAGCCCCGGAAGUCCAGAACCCGAAGAAGCUCUUGUGUCGCCCGUGAGACAGUAUGCCAACGAGCCCGGUAACCGACUCAGCAGUGCCUCUGUUCUUUCCGUUGAUACCAUCAUUGGAGAGAAGAAAGAUUACAAGCUGCAGAAGGUCGAUCCGUUUUUCACCGACAGCACUGGUGAGUACUACAAGGCGUUUGAGAAAAGGCUGGAGAAUCUGAAUGGCUCAAACUCUGAAUCUCAGCUCUGCAUUGAGGAGUACCUUAUGAAGAGUGAGAAGAAGUGGUUUGAUAAGUUCAGAGAUGCCAGACUUGGCCGCAAUCAAUCGCCCGCCUCUUCCGUCUUCCACGCGAAAAUGGACAACAAUUCACCUAUGAGUUCGGUCAGGGCCGAUGAGAUGGGUUCGCAGGAAAGCAGAAGCCCUGAGCGCAGAGAGAAGGAUGAAUUUCUCCUAGGGAAUGAUUACGUUCCUCCAUCUGGUCUUCGAAAAUGGAUGCAAAUCCGGAUUGGUGACUGGCCUCUGUAUUCCUUCUUCCUUGGUCUCGGCCAGAUUAUCGCUGCCAACUCUUAUCAGAUCACACUGCUCACGGGCGAGGUGGGAGAAACAGCAGAGAAACUUUAUGGUAUCGCGACAGUUUACCUCGUCGCUUCCAUUGUCUGGUGGUUCUUCUUCCGAUCAUUCAAGUCGGUCUUUGUUCUAUCGCUUCCUUGGCUUUUGUACGGUCUCUCAUUCGUCAUCAUCGGAGUGGCACAUUUUGAGCAGGAUGGAUUUGCUCGCGGUUGGAUUCAGAACGUGGGCGCAGGUGUUUACGCUGCGGCCUCGGCCAGCGGUUCGUUGUUCUUUGCGCUGAAUUUUGGUGAUGAGAACGGCGCACCGGUCAAGGAAUGGGUGUUCCGGGCAUGUAUAAUUCAAGGAUGCCAGCAAGCCUAUAUCAUUGGUCUGUGGUAUUGGGGUACAGCCAUUUCUCAGGCCGUUGAGAGUGGUGCUACAAAUGUCCAGGGUGAUAUCACGAACACCUGGAAGAUGACAGCUAUUUGUCUUCCUAUCGCUGCCUUUCUUUGGGCCAUUGGUCUGCUGCUUUUCUUCGGUCUUCCGAGCUACUACCACCAGACCCCGGGUAAAGUGCCCUCAUUCUACCAAUCUGUAUUCCGGCGCAAGAUUAUUCUCUGGAACUUCGUGGUCGUCAUCGUCUCAAACUUCUUCCUCAGUGCACCGUAUGGACGCAAUUGGAGCUUCCUCUGGAGUUCUGCCCACGCCAAGCCCUGGGAGGUGGGAGUGCUCUGCGUGGUCUUCUUCGGAUUCGUUUGGGCCGCCUGGCUCUUCCUAUUCGGUUAUCUCUCGAAAACGCAUAGCUGGAUCCUUCCAGUCUUUGCAUGCGGCCUGGGUGCACCGCGCUGGGCACAGAUAUGGUGGGGUGUCUCCGGUAUUGGGUUAUUCCUACCCUGGGCCGGUAGCUACACAAGCGGUGCUCUCGUGUCGAGAGCUGUUUGGCUGUGGCUCGGAGUGUUGGAUUCCAUCCAAGGCUUAGGAUUCGGUAUGAUAUUGUUGCAAACCAUGACCAGGAUGCACAUCUGCUUCACGCUUCUUGCGUCUCAGGUGUUGGGAUCGAUCGCCACAAUCUGCGCAAGAGCAUUUGGGCCAAAUAAGAUCGGCCCGGGCCCAAUAUCGCCAGAUAUCACAGCCGGGGUCAGCUCAAUUGCUAAUGCCUGGUUCUGGAUUGCACUUUUCUUCCAGCUGCUCAUCUGUGCUGGGUACCUCAUGUUCUUCCGUAAAGAACAGCUCACAAAGCCCUAA
Aspergillus aculeatinus CBS 121060 is the source of this 7257-nucleotide messenger RNA. RefSeq names its product alpha-1,3-glucan synthase Ags2 (gene ags2). NCBI's taxonomy places the organism in Eukaryota, Fungi, Ascomycota, Eurotiomycetes, Eurotiales, Aspergillaceae. Bases 1 to 7257 code for a protein of 2418 amino acids. Gene Ontology annotation, cellular component: fungal-type cell wall. Gene Ontology annotation, biological process: fungal-type cell wall (1->3)-alpha-glucan biosynthetic process. The record is from RefSeq and is a predicted model, not a curated record. Gene Ontology annotation, molecular function: alpha-1,3-glucan synthase activity. The transcript is spliced from 6 exons.